Messenger RNA from Colletotrichum truncatum, 579 nucleotides. RefSeq lists its product as uncharacterized. The record is from RefSeq and is a predicted model, not a curated record. NCBI's taxonomy places the organism in Eukaryota, Fungi, Ascomycota, Sordariomycetes, Glomerellales, Glomerellaceae.
AUGGCGCUUAUUUCAGCAAAGACGAUCAUCACCUCGCUCUCUCUCUUCCAUGUCACCCUCGCCUUCUUCUUUCUCACAGACCCGGUCACCAUCGCCGACCAGACUUUGGUCUACGUGCUAGGCGAGGCCAUGGGCAUGCCACACGCACGAAGCUUCGAAAACAAAUCCCCUGCCCUUGCCUUCCUCGCUGCCGUCCUCGGCAUGAUGGGCAUCAGUGACCUCGUGACCCUCAGCAUGCCCCAGGAUAUCUGGGUUGACCACCACUGGGGAACGCAGGCACCUGCUCGCCUCUUCAUUUGCCUCGUCUUCGUCAUCUACACAUUCGCCUUCGGCCCUUCCUCCCCCAUCUACGGCGGCUCUCGCGGCGGCCGCUUCUCCCACCCUUCGGCUCACACUCACAACCCCAACUACACGCCCUCCACCUGGGGAGGCGAUGGCCUCAAGAACCGCGUCUUUCUCACCUUUGCCUUCCUCGAGAUGCUGACUUGGUUUUGGGUCUGGAUCACUCUGCGCGAGGAGCAGGAGGAGAUUGCGCGACAACGUGUCAAGAAGCGGGGUGCCCAGUCGCAUGAGUACUAG